Messenger RNA from Malassezia globosa CBS 7966, 510 nucleotides. RefSeq lists its product as uncharacterized. The transcript has a single exon. The record is from RefSeq and is a predicted model, not a curated record. NCBI's taxonomy places the organism in Eukaryota, Fungi, Basidiomycota, Malasseziomycetes, Malasseziales, Malasseziaceae. The coding region runs from base 1 to 510 and encodes 169 amino acids.
AUGAAUCGAGAUGAUACAGGAGGAAGCGGUUCUGCUGCUACCGGGUCCAUGCGCCGCCUAGCGCAUGAGCGCAAGGCAGCUGAGCAGCUCGAUGAUGAGCACGUGCUAGAUCUUCGACCCAUAAAUGACGAUGACUUGCGGUCUUGGCGCGCUAUAUUGCAUGCACCGGUUGAUGGCAUGUACAAAGGCGGAUACUUUGAAGUGCAUAUCCAAGUGCCGGAGACUUAUCCAAUGAAGCCUCCGACAAUGCACUUUCGCACACGGAUUUUUCAUCCCAAUGUACACUGGAAGACAGGGGAAAUCUGUCUGGACGUGCUCAAGACGCAGUGGUCUCCUGCAUGGUCACUUCAUAGCGCAUGCACGGCCGUUGUAGCGCUGCUGGACAGCCCUGAGGCCGACAGCCCGCUAAACGUCGAUGCUGCGAACCUAUUGCGCACAGGCGACCAUAUCGCGUAUCGCUCAAUGUGUGCGAUGUACACUCGGUUGUAUGCGGGAACCACAGGUCCAUAG